UGUAAAUGGAGACGCCAUCUUGUUUUUAGUAAUGGAGGACUGACACAAACCUAAAGUUGUAUGGGAAGAAAAACAACAUAAAUACAGUGUUUAGGAUCCUUACACAGGAAUCAAAAUGGCAACACAGACACAAACUAUCAAGCGGCAAGCCGCUAGGACACACGAUUAUCUAUACGAUAAUCACUUUGUUGUGUCCAGCGAGAGGGAUCAUGCUCGUGCUACAUUUAAAGCCCAUACCGGCACGGAUAGGGUCAAACGUGUGCCGAAUUACACCACUAUGUUCAGUGAGCUCCGGCAUCAUCCACGCUUUCAAAUGCGAUUGGAUGUCACUGACCCUGUCCCAAAAUUUAUUUCCCGUCAAUGGAGAGGUUACGGGGAACAGCAGCGGGAUGCCAUGGUCCGCUACACAACAUUUAAUUAUGAUCCAUCAGUUGUUGUCCCAUCGAAGCACUUUGCAAAUGCAGAAGUAGGCGGCAAAAAUAGAUACAAAUUCUUUAAGAGACCAAUGAUUCCGUUCCUACAGCAGAUUCCUCCCGAGGUUAUGCUGGCUACUGCAAGACAAGACCCCCUGGCCGGUCCAGAUCAGCUACUGGUAGAAAGGCCCCCAACACCCCUCACCAGGACUGUUGAGGUCCAGACAGACUACCGGGACUCUGAGGCCCAGACAGACCCCUACACUCCCGAGUAUGUUGUCAGGCCAGGUUCGGCCCCAGAACUCCUCACCCUGGCUACACUCUCCUUCGGGCGAGGAUUACCAGCAGGUUUGGCAGAAGUUGAAAUGAUCGAGCGUGCACGAGCUAAGCGAGCAUGGGAGGCAACUCUACCACCUCUGAACGACGUAUCACAACUCGACAAACGUCGUCGAAUGAUGGACGAGAUGGAAAGGAAAGAAUGGGCACUGAGGGAACAGGAAAUUGAAAAGUUACAAGAAGCCAGACUGGAAGUAUUGAAGGACCUUCUGAAGAAGAGGGAAGAAAACCAUCAGGAGCUGAACAUAAAACGUCUCGACAAAAUCUGGUCAAAGAAACAGAAAGAAAAAGAAUCGAAGAUAAAGAAAAUAAGAAAUGAACACAUAAAAACGAUACGAAAGCUAACUGGCAAAAGGAAGCAGGUUGAAGGAAAGCUGGAACGUCGCGACGUUAUCCAGGACUUCUCCAACUACGGGUCUCAAACCUACGCUCCUCUGACGCGUAUUGGGAUGUUUUUGGAUCGAGGAUCGGAGCAGUAUGUUGUUCGGAGUCGUCAUAUCAACACUUAUCAAGGCCUGAUUGAACUUGAACAAUCUCUGCCCGACUUCGUCCUCAACCCAAGGAUCAAAGCACCCAAACCCAAAACCGUCACAAAAGCUGGUUUCAUCAAACGCAAAUACAGGAAGCAGCGUGAACUCAUGGACAUGCAUGAGUCCCUCAAAGCUGAAAAGGCUAAAGGGGAAGAGGAACCAAAACCGUUACGGUUCCUCCAGAAAAUAGAAAAGCCGAUUCCCCGUCCGCCAACACCAGCUGUGGAAGUCCCGCCUGAGCAACAAAAGAUGGUGGAGGAGGAAGAAGAAAAGGAGUUGGCCAUUAUCUACUUACAGAAGGUCAUUCGGGGUCGUGCCAUACAGAACAUGAUAUUUGAGGGGAAGGAGAAGAGGACAGAACUGAUCAAGGAAUUGAGGAGUACCCAUGCUCUACAAGACGCGGAACAGAGCCUUAAACACCAAGAGAAACAGGCCACCCUCGCACUGCAGCGACAGAGGAGACUGCACGAACACAAGGAAUUCCUGGUGGACGAGUCGAUGAGUCAGCUCGAGGGAUCGAGUAUGGGCGACACCUAUGACUUCCUCAGCAAAGAGUUGAUUCGCCUACAGGAGGAGAGGAGGAUUCAUGCCUUCUCCAUGCUCGCGGAGCGUCAGCGCAGAAUCAGGGAGGCUGAGGAAAGUGGGCGUCGUCAAGUGGAAGAGAGGCGAAGGAGAGAGGAGGAUGAAGUCUUCAAACAGGCGGUCAAAGUUCACCAGAUCAGCGUUGAUACGUAUCUAGAAGAUAUCAUUCUGGGCUCUAUUGACAAAACUGCCGACAUUCAGGCUCGCAGCGAAAUCUCGGAGAAGGCGACGAUGAUUAACGACCUUGCUUAUGAAAUGGAGGACAAACGGACAGAGCUCCAGUCGUCGGAGAUCGUGGCUGAUCUUGUUCACUGUUUCCUCAUCCCAGAGGUACAGAAACAGGACAUGCGAGAAAAAGUGAGGAGAGAUCAGAGAAGGUACCUGGUGGCCGCUCACAAGCAAAUUGUAAAAGACGGAGAUGAAAUUAUUGACAUGAACGCCAAACCACCAAAAACUGCCCCAAACACUGCAAAUGUAGUUCAAACUCCGUCCCAGGAGGAACAGAAAUAAACUUGUAAUUAACUGAUAUACUGUGAACUGUCUGGAACUGAAAUCAUUCUGUUGUUCAAAUAUGGAUAAUAGUUUUAGUUUUCUCAAAAGGAGACUUCAUUCUGUCGAAAUCCUGUUUCAAUUUUGGAGGGUUUUGGAUGAGAAAAAGGGAGAGAACUGCGAAUAUUAGCGCCUUGAAAGCGAUUCCUACCCUCUUGGCUUACACCGAGAUUGUAAUAUACUUAAAUAACUAUUAUCAUAACAUUCGUUAAAUGUUAUGAAAUGCAGCACAUACAAAGAACAUAGCACCUGUUUAUGAUGUAGUACAGUAUUGAUUGGGUUUGGUAUGGUUCUGAUGGGUCAAGUUAGCAUAUCAACCUCCAAUUAUUUCAUCCAAAUUUUUUACUAAGAUUUAAAGUAAAAAUGUUAAUAUGUUCUAAUGUAUUUUAAAUCUCAACAUGCACAGAACUUUGUAUGAGAUGUAAAAUUACAAUUCAGAAGUAUUCAAGAAUCAUUUUGGUGUAGAAAUUGUCAAAAAUUUCACAUUUUAUGCUUUGAACACAAGGGAAGUAAUAGAGUAAUACAAAUGGGACGUAAUUCAGUAGUGCUCCGUUAUCAAUCAAAAGGUUCCAUAAACUGGGAGUUAAAUGGGACUUAUUGAAAAUUGCAUUGUGAAAUGAAAGCUGGAAAUUUUGAACAAGUUCCUGGUUGGUUUUUGGAAAUUCUUAACUUCACUGUCAAUAUCCACUUUAGCCAACAGUUUUGUCAGAUUAUAAAAAAAAAAGUAAAAAUAUGAAAACAACUUAUAAAGAAGAAUAUUGGUUUGGUUAUAAACAAUUUUUUGUGUGUGCUUUUUUAUGUGAAUUGUUGAAUGACUUUUUCACAUAUGAUACGAAAAUACACUCCAAAGAAUAAAAAUAUUGACAAUUUGAUUUUGAAGCCGUGAUCUCUACAAAUGAUUCUAGGGAUUUGUACAGUGCUUUAAAGAGAUAGAUUGGUUUUAUUGACCAGUAAUAAAAUACCUGUGUUUAUAUUUUUAUUUGUCAUUGAGUGUGUUAAUGUUGUGUUACUAAUGCCCUAGAUCUGUAUUCACAACCUGGGCUGUAUUCCGUCCAUAAUGUUAUUUAUGAAUUCAAGCCACAUCCUCAAUUUUAGUAGAUAUAUUAAGCUAACCCGGACCCCUCCCGGCUUCCCAAUUUUCCCCUCUUUAUUAGGAGUAGUCAAUACAGCUUGCAUAGGUAUAUAUUGGGUUUGAUAUACUAUCAUCCACAUCAUCUAUUUAUGUCACGUUUUUCUUCGUUCUAAUGUUUCAAGUAAAACCAUUCCACGAAUGCUUGAAUAAAGAUCAAGAAUGUUGAAAUAAUUUGAUAGCAAAAAACAAUAUUGAGAUGUAUACAUCACUGCAUUCAGAAAUGUUAAUAUUUUUUUUAUAUAUUUUAUUGAAAUUGUGUGUAUAUAUGUAAAUAUUAUUAUAACUCUAUCUGUGAUAAUGGUAUCUGUGGAGAUACUAUCUUUAAUAAAACAAUUUUGUACAUGAGUGUGCAGACAAGCCUACUGAUGUUUGAAGCCGCACACACUCUGUAUUGUAGCCAACAGCUUUGUGACGGGUCUCCUAUCACUACAGGCUGUGGAUGUACAAACCUUCAAUAAAUUAUGUGCAACAACCA
This is a messenger RNA of Mizuhopecten yessoensis (Yesso scallop), 4017 nucleotides long. Its product is annotated as cilia- and flagella-associated protein 91-like. Lineage: Eukaryota; Metazoa; Mollusca; Bivalvia; Pectinida; Pectinidae. The record is from RefSeq and is a predicted model, not a curated record. Bases 116 to 2371 code for a protein of 751 amino acids. The transcript has 19 exons.